Molecule: messenger RNA, 1725 nt
Organism: Mya arenaria
Lineage: Eukaryota; Metazoa; Mollusca; Bivalvia; Myida; Myidae
Product: copine-3-like
Exons: 15
Coding region: 1-1725 (574 amino acids)
Biological process (GO): cellular response to calcium ion
Cellular component (GO): plasma membrane
Molecular function (GO): calcium-dependent phospholipid binding
Source: RefSeq, a predicted model, not a curated record
AUGGAGGCGGAGGAGGGUAGCCUUACGCGUACCGGAAGUGCACUAGCAGGUACGCGCUACGAGAUUCUGGUGAAUUGCACGGGGCUUACGGACCUGGAUACCCUAACAAAGAGCGACCCAAUGUGUGUGUUCUUCUAUAAACACUUCGGACAGUGGCGCGAGGUCGGGCGGACUGAAGCCAUCAAGAAUACGCUAAAAUGCAAGUUCGUUGGGUCCUUUGUUUUGGACUUCGAUCCGAGCGUGCUGCAGAAUUUCAUGUUUUCUGUUUACGACAUGGAUCACAGGUCCCCGGAGCUCCAUCCUCACGACAUUGUUGGUUCGGUGGAGUUAUCGUCCCUUGAUCUCGUCGACCCGGAAGUGGAUAUCUGCACGCGCUAUAAAACGCUCCGAGUACUAGGUAGCGCGCGAUGUCGUGGGCUUAUCAGCAUUACGUCUGUGUGCAUUCGUGAAUGUCGAGAUAAUGUGUCGUUCCAUGUCGGUGCACACAAAUUAAACAAGAAAGACAAGCUGAUAGGCAAAAAGCCUGACGUGUACCCUGAGAUAUCUCGCAGUAUCGACAAUGUGACGUUCCAUCCAAUUUAUCGCACGGAGACGGACAAGAAUACACAACAUCCCAGAUGGCGUCCUUUCGAGCUUGGUUUACAGCGUUUGUGUAUUGGAGAUUGGGAUCGACAGCUCGAGUUUACAGUUUGGCACCAGAGUGGAACCGGUGAUUAUAAAAUGCUGGGCCGACGGGUAGCAACGCUAAGAGAUAUAAACUCUAUACAAAAGGAAGGCCAUUACAAAGAACUACCCCUUGCGCCGAAGAAAGAAGGAAAAAUGACAAAACGUAUUAAAAUCACAAAUAACGGAUACUUGCGCUUCUUUCAAAUUAGGGUAGAUUGUGACUACUCGUUAUUGGAUUAUGUCACAGGAGGGAUGGAACUAAACCUUUACGUCGAAAUAGACUUUACGGCAUCGAACGGAACACCUGAACAGACGAUGAGUCUUCACGACGUCUCCGAAAAUAAGAGCGCCAUCAGCCGGUACAAAACGGCUGUGAAGCAUUUACGAAUGUCGGGUCCCACGCGACUAAGGCCAGUGAUCUCCUUUGCUGAGUCUCUGGCUGUGCGCGAGCCCACACAGGACAGCCAGGUCUAUCAUGUCCUGCUUAUCAUUACGGAUGGUAUUUUGAACAACAUAUAUGACGUUCUUGAACGCCUGACCUCUAUAAGCCACUUGCCCUUAAUGGUUGUGUUUGCCGGGGUCGGUCAAGUAGACUUUAAGCUCAUGGCCCGUGAAACACUAGCGGUUAUUUCAUCGCAGAUCACAGAAUACAUGCGACGGAAGGAUAUCAUACCAAACAAGCCAAGUGCAACCAGUUUACCACGGUCACACUCUAGUGCUUCGUUGAUCAAUACAAGCCAGACCGAGAGAAUUACCUCAGAAACAAAGAAGGAUUUGUGGAUCAAGAUCAAUGAUGCCUUCAAUGAGGAUUCACAGCACCCCAGAACAGCGGCUGAACUAACAAAGAAGUGGGACAACCUUGUUCAAACCCACCGGGCAAAGUAUUCCCAAUAUAAGAGAGAAUUGGGUAGAACUGGUUCUGGAACAAAUCCUGUGAAACUGUCCGAGGUGACAGAACGAGUUAUGGCAGUUGUUGGGGAAAAUUCACCCAACAUUGUAGGAUUAGGCAGUGGGCUGGACAGCACCAUACUUCAAAUGCAAAGGUAUUUCAUUUACUAA